AUUUCCCAGCGCAAAAGUCAACAUAACACAGCAAACGUACAACAAUUAUUAACCUUUUUUUUUCUUUUUCUCUGCCUUAUGAGGCUGGAGAGUCAGUCGGAGUUGGAGAGGCGAACCGGGAGCAGGACAUGACUCUGGAGCGCAUGGUGCCCUGCUCGGCCCUGGGGCUGCCCGGACCCCCGCUCCUCUACGUGUACGGGGGCUACGGCGGGGGGCUGCUGCCCGCCAGCCUGGGCCUGCUGCCGGGCCGCCAGGAGCCCCCCCAGAAACCCCCCUACAGCUACAUAGCCCUCAUCGCCAUGGCCAUCAAGAGCGCGCCGGCGCAGCGCGCCACGCUCAGCUCCAUCUACCAGUUCAUCAUGGACCGCUUCCCCUUCUACCACGACAACAAGCAGGGCUGGCAAAACUCCAUCAGGCACAACCUCUCCCUCAACGACUGCUUCAUCAAGCUGCCCCGGGAGAAGGGCCGGCCGGGCAAGGGCAGCUACUGGACGCUGGACACCAAGUGUCUGGAUAUGUUUGAGAACGGAAACUACCGCCGGAGGAAGAGGAAGAGCAAGAACCAGCCGGAGGGAAUGGACUGUAGAGCUGUGGGAUGUAAGCGCAGUAAGGGGAUGAUGGUGCCAUCAUCAUCCAGGGACCUGCAGGACUCUCUGGCGCAGCAAAGCAGCUCCGAGGCAGGGGGGAAGGAAACGCAACCGGACGCAAAGGCGGUUCUUGUGGAGCUCAACCAGCACCAGAACCCCCUGAUACAGAGACACAAAGACUCUCAGAACCAGGAGGUGCCGGCAUGGAGGAAGUCGGACCCUCAACCCGAGCCGGGUCUCCCCCCGGGUCCGUGGAUGGACGGCCGUGCGCCCUGCGGGGACGCAGAGCGGGCUCCGCCGUGCGCCCUCGGCUGCGCGGGCAGCACCAGCCUGGGGCCGGAGCAGGACCGUUUGCCCAAGGGAAACGCUCCCAGAACGGACAGGUCCAAAGGGUUUACCAUCGAGAGCAUCUUAUCGAAAAGCGAGGACGAGCCGCGCAGCAGCAGCGGAUUCAUCGCGGACGCGCCGGAGGAGAGUCUCCCAGCAUCCUUCAGCCCGUCCCUGGUCCUCGGGGCUCGGCAGCAUCACCUGUACCAGCUGGGAUUCCCCUUCCGCUCCUACCUGUCGCUCACCUGCCCGGACAAAGUGCUGCAUUUUAAAUGAACACCUUGAAGAUGAUUGUUUUCACACAGAGACGCGCGCAACGGUCAGAUUAUCACAGUUUGGAGGUUUCCCGUUGCUCCAAACUGUGAGAAUCUGACCGUUACGCGCAUGCGUAAAGAUGAACUCUACAUAUGCGCACAAAACCUGUUGCUCCAAACUGUGAGAAUCUGACCGUUGCGCGCAUGCGUAAAGAAUAACUCUCCAGAGUACAUGGCUUUGCAAAAUUAUGCUCAAAAUAACAAUAAAGCAGAAAGUAUCCAGUAAUGCUUGUAGUUUCCACGCAAAUGUUUAGGAAAAGUCAAAUAUAUAGGCUCUCCUAAUACACGAUUUCUUGAUUCAUUCAGGAUGAUUUAACACAUUUUUGUAAUUUAACUCAGAAUGCUGGGUGUCAUGUCAGUCUGUCUGGGCAUGGGGUUAUUUUACAAUAAGGAAGUUUUGUACUAAGUAAUAUAACCUGAACAUGCUGCAUGGUCGACUCUGCUUUGGAUUUGAAUUCAUCCAUAUUGUUACAAAAUAAAGUGGAGCUUGGUAACUUAGGUUUUAUGUAUGAUUUAUUGAGUCAAAGCCAUAGAUCGAAAAAAAAAUAAAUAAAAGCAGAC
Molecule: messenger RNA, 1789 nt
Organism: Cololabis saira (Pacific saury)
Lineage: Eukaryota; Metazoa; Chordata; Actinopteri; Beloniformes; Belonidae
Gene: foxl1
Product: forkhead box L1
Exons: 1
Coding region: 129-1190 (353 amino acids)
Biological process (GO): cell differentiation; regulation of transcription by RNA polymerase II; anatomical structure morphogenesis
Molecular function (GO): DNA-binding transcription factor activity, RNA polymerase II-specific; RNA polymerase II cis-regulatory region sequence-specific DNA binding
Source: RefSeq, a predicted model, not a curated record